CAGACACCUUAACGCACACGCAAUGCUCCCAAGGGUUUCUCUGGGAAUUUAAGACAACUCAUCCGUUUUUUACCUCUUGAUCAAACAGUUGGCAUGAAGAGGCAUGAUUGCAUUACGCAGCUCUCUACCGUAAGACUGUGCUAAAGGACUCCAUACCUCACCAGCUGUCUCCAUGGCUCUCCUGUGCUGUGCCGUGUUUUUGCUGCUGUGUGUUUUUAACUCGUCCUCAACCACACUUGACACUGACAUGGACUAUGGAGGUGUUCCUCUGUGGAUAAAUCGCCUGCUGGGUGAGCCCAGCGUGAUGAGUCUGCACGGACGGAUGGACCGAGCCUGGUUCCGAGCCAACAACCCCCAGACCUGCCCGCAACAGUGUGACUGCCCCAUCCAGUGGCCCACGGCGCUCUACUGCGACCGCAGAGGCCUGGCAGACGUCCCUGACCGCCUGCCGGACAGAACUCAAUACCUGUUUCUGCAGGGCAACAACAUCACGUCCCUGUCCUCCUCUUUUCUGGCCAACGCUACUGAUCUACGCUGGCUAAUCCUGGACCACAACCAGCUGCAGAGCGACAAGCUGGACCAGACCGCUCUGCAGAACCAGACCCAGCUGUGCUACUUCUUUGCCAACCACAACCACCUGACAUCCGUGCCCAGCGCUCUACCAGCUGGACUCAAGCAGCUGCGACUGGCCCACAACCAAAUCAGCAGCUUCAGCCCCGGAGCUUUCCAGAACCUGCACAACCUGACGCUGCUGCUGCUGCAGGGAAACCGACUGCACACCAUCACAAACGGAGACCUCAAAGGUCUGGUCAGUCUGAGCCUGCUGGACCUCAGUGGGAAUUCGUUCUUGUCUGUCCCCAAGCAUUUACCCCCUUCUGUGCAGCAGCUCUAUCUGUCCAAUAACUCUUUCUCUGUGCUGGAUGAAGACAGCUUUGCGGGAUUCCUCAACCUUAAGUACCUUCGUCUAAGUCGCUGUGGUUUGCAGAGCAGUGGCGUCCACCUGGAGGUCUUUAACCUCUCCAGCUUGGUGGAACUGGACCUUUCUUAUAACAAACUUACAACCAUUCCCACAGUCCCCACCACCCUGCAGUACCUCUACCUGGAGGCCAAUGAAAUACAAGAUUUCAAUGUGACCAGUUUCUGCAGAGAGGUGGGACCUCUGUCCUACUCCAGGAUGAAGAUCCUGCGAUUGGAUGGAAACAAAAUGGCCUACCAGCAGCUGCCAUCUGACUGGGUGUAUUGCCUGCGGGUGCUUGAAAGUAUUUAUGUCUAAUUCACCUUAUGAACAUGAACAUGAACUGUAUGACUGGCCAACCUCAUGUAGAAAAUAA
Centropristis striata (black sea bass) is the source of this 1331-nucleotide messenger RNA. RefSeq lists its product as uncharacterized. The record is from RefSeq and is a predicted model, not a curated record. The transcript is spliced from 6 exons. Lineage: Eukaryota; Metazoa; Chordata; Actinopteri; Perciformes; Serranidae. Bases 173 to 1273 code for a protein of 366 amino acids. Gene Ontology annotation, molecular function: protein binding.